GGGGGUCCCGGGCACCUCCUCCUGCUGCUGGUGACCGGCGCAUGCGCCAUGCUGCGCAUCCCCCUGCAGAGGGGUCCCUGGGUCCCCCCCAAGUUCUGGGGGGGCUGGGGGGGCCCCCGAAGCCGCAGCGGGGGAGGGGCGGCCGCCGCCCCCGUGCGUCUGCACAACUACAUGGAUGCUCAGUACUAUGGCACCGUGUACUUGGGGACCCCCCCCCAACGCUUCCGGGUCAUCUUCGACACUGGCUCCGCUGACCUCUGGGUGCCCUCGUCCCGGUGCUGCCUGCUCUACCUGGCCUGCUGGCUGCACCCCCAUUACCAGCCGGCGCUGUCCUGCACCCACCGCCCCAACGGCACCUCCUUCGCCAUCAGCUACGGCAGCGGCAGCCUCCGGGGCUACCUGAGCGAGGACACGCUCACGGUAGCCAACGUGUCAGUGCCGGGUCAGGUGUUUGCCGAGGCUGUGGCGCUGCCGGGGUUGGCGUUCGCGGUGGCGCGGUUCGAUGGGGUGUUGGGGCUGGCGUACCCCGGUGCUGCCGCCGGCCCCGCGCGGCCUGUGUUCGACACCAUGAUGGAGCAGGGGCUGUUCAGCAGCAACGUCUUCUCCUUCCGCCUGCGCAGUGGGGCAGACGAGGGCGACGGGGGGGAGCUGCUGUUGGGGGGCAUUGACGAGUCCCAGUUCGAGGGUCCCCUCCGCUACAUCCCAGUAUCGCGCCGCAGCUACUGGCAACUGCACAUGGACAGGGUGUCCGUGGGCUCACCCGGGUCCGUGGGGUGCAGGGACCCCCCCCUAUGCCGGGGGGGCUGCGAGGCCAUCGUGGACACAGGCACAUCCCUCAUCACCGGCCCCAGCAAGGACAUCGCUGCCAUGCAGAAGGCACUGGGGGGGACCCCCACCAUGGGGGGGCAGUACCUGAUAGACUGUACCAAGGUCCAGUCUCUGCCCAACAUCACCUUCGUGCUGGAGGGGGAGGGGUUCAUGAUCACACCCCAAGAAUACGUCCUGAAGGUGUCCCAGGGCCCCUCCCCCACCUGUGUUCUCGGUUUCAUGUCCCUGGACGUGCCCCCCCCCAACGGCCCCAUAUGGAUCCUGGGGGAUGUUUUCCUCCGACGCUUCUAUGCCGUGUUCGACCGGGACCGGAACCGCGUGGGGCUGGCACGGAGCACGUGACCGCGGGGGGGUCCUCUCUGCCCCCCCCCCGCUCAUGGGGGGGUCCCGGUCCCCCUUUGGGGUGCCCCAAUAAAGGUGCUGCUGUGGGAUCUGC
Messenger RNA from Melopsittacus undulatus (budgerigar), 1264 nucleotides. Its product is annotated as cathepsin D-like. Bases 49 to 1170 code for a protein of 373 amino acids. The transcript has 9 exons. The record is from RefSeq and is a predicted model, not a curated record. Gene Ontology annotation, molecular function: aspartic-type endopeptidase activity. Gene Ontology annotation, biological process: proteolysis. Lineage: Eukaryota; Metazoa; Chordata; Aves; Psittaciformes; Psittaculidae. Gene Ontology annotation, cellular component: lysosome.